GGAGAGGGAUGCCGAAGAAGAUGACCCACUUCACCCAUCCAAAACACCCGUUGGUGCGAACCAUAAUCGACCAAAGAUUCACCUGCGACGGGUGCAGGUACCCGGGCUCCGGGCUGCGCUACCACUGCGAUUGCUGCGACUUCGUCCUCCACGUCCACUGCGCCACCAGCCCGCCGGCCCUCCAGUUCUUCGCCCACCCACUCCACAAGCUCACCCAGGUCGCGCGUGCGGACCCAGCCGACCCUCGCGUCUGCGACCUGUGCCGGGAGCCGGUGCGCGGGAUGUCGUACAGGUGCGUCGCGUGCGCUUUCGACGUGCACCCUCUGUGCGCGCAGCUGCCGCCAACCGUCCAGUCUGAUGUGCACGCCGGCCAUGCCCUCUCGCUCGUCCCCGCCAUCCCGCAGCCGUGCUCGGCCUGCGGCAGGGUGUGCCAGGUCUGGCGCUACCGCUGCGGCCCGUGCAUGGUAAACCUCCACCCCCAGUGCCUCCUCGGGCCGGACGCUGAGAUUAGGGCCCUGAUAGGAACUGGAAAUCGAAGGGGAAGACGUCCUGCGCUCAAAUUUUGAGCGGCGGCAGCAGAAGACUGGAUUUGGAUUGAAUAAAACCAUCGUACGCGAGAGGAUGUGGUGCCGCUGGCAUGAAACAGGGAGGGAUUGAUAGGCGAGGGUGUUUUUGACAAACUCCAAAGACAUUUGGGAGGAAAGAGAAUGGAGGUUUUAUUUAUAAAUUCAGGUUUUUUUUAUAUGAUCGGGUCAGACCUGUUAUAUAUUCUAUGGAUCCAAAUUAUACUGGAUGAUACAACUUAUA
Messenger RNA from Phoenix dactylifera (date palm), 807 nucleotides. RefSeq names its product protein VACUOLELESS GAMETOPHYTES-like. NCBI's taxonomy places the organism in Eukaryota, Viridiplantae, Streptophyta, Magnoliopsida, Arecales, Arecaceae. The record is from RefSeq and is a predicted model, not a curated record.